GUCCCCCGACAGAUACCAGGCAAGGGGGGACUCUGGGAUGUGUUCUUCCUGCCCCAGGGCCCUGAUUCUGAGUCACGGGAUAGACCCAAUUUCCCUGCACAGCCCCAGAGGCAAGCAGUGGCUGGCAGGGCAGGUGUGGCCAGAGCUGCAGGGGAGGAGGCAGCUGCAGGGGAGGAGGCAGCUGCAGGGGAGGAGGGAGCUGAGGGUGAGGCAGGAGCUGGAGAGGAAGCAGGAUCCUCAGAUGAAGAGGGAGCUGCCGGGGACACAGGAGUUGCAGGCGUGGCAGGAUCUGUGAGCAUGGCGGGAGCUGCAGCUGAGGCAGAGGCUCCAGGUGAGGAAGGAGCUGCAGGUGUGUCUGAGGCAGGGGCCCCAGAGGAGGCAGGAACUGCCGGUGAGGAUGGAGCUGAAGAUGUGGCAGGAGCCCCAGGUGAGAGGGAAGCUGCCGGUGAGGAGGAAGUUGGAGAUGUGGCAAGAGCUGUGGGUGAGGAAGAAGCCACAGGUGAGGCUGGAGGCCCAGGAGUCCCAGGUGAGGCAGGAGCUGCAAGUGAGGAAGAAGCCGCAGGUGAGGAGGAAGCUGAGAGUGAGGAGGGAGCUGAGGGUGAGGAGGAAGCUGAGGGCGAGGAGGAAGCUGAGGGUGAGGCAGGAGCUGGAGAGGAAGCAGGAGCGUCAGAUGAAGAGGGAGCCUCAGGGGACACAGGAGUUGCAGGCGUGGCAGGAUCUGUGAGCAUGGCAGGAGCUGCUGGUGAGGCCGAGGCUCCAGGUGAGGAAGGAGCUGCAGGUGUGGCAAGAGCCAUCAACGAGGCAGCAGCCCGGAGCCAGCACUGGCGGCAGACGUUGCAGUCUCUGCUCGAUGCUAUGGCCUACCGGGCACUGAGAAGGUUUUCUGGGGUGGAAGAGCCGGGCUGUGGAGAAGAGUCUUUUGAGAGCUGGCUGCACCAUGCCAAUGACACGCUGUACCUGUGGCGCCACAUGUCAGAGAGGGAGAGGAGGAGCAGACUGGUGGAGAGCUUGGGUGGCCCCGCGCUGGAUCUCAUAUGCGGCCUCCUGGAGGAAAAUCCCGACACCCCUGUGCAGGACUGCCUGGCCGCGCUGGUGCAGGUGUUCGGGAGCAAGGACGCCCAGAUGACCGCACGGCUGAAGUUCCUGACUUGUGCGCAGAGGCCCCAGGAGGCUCUCUUUGCCUAUGUGAUGCGCCUGGAAGGCCUGCUGCAGGCGGCCUUGGAGAAGGGGGCCAUCCGGCCCGCCAUCGCAGACCAGCUGCGCGCCAGGCAGGUGCUGAUGCAGGCCCGGCCCAACGAGACGCUCGAGAACAAGCUGAGGAGGAUGCGUCUGGAGAGGAGGCCGCCUGGCUUCCUGGGGAUGCUGCAGCUCAUUCGGGAGACGGAGGCGUGGGAGGCCGCUCCGGCUAGAAGUGAGCAGUUCCACAUGGAAGAAGGGGCCCAGCUGGACGUUGGAGACCUAGCCACCUGCCAGGGUGCCCUGGCCCAUGAAGAUGCUGCCCCGGCCCGUGAAGAUGCCGCCCAGGCCGCCCUGGCCUGUGAAGAUGCUGCCCGGACCCAUGAAGAUUGCCUCCCAGCCAAUGAGGUCACCACUGAGGGCACCCCUGUCACUGCAGAAGAAAGCAAGCCUUCCCCACCCAAGGAAGAUACCACCCUGGCUGCCCUUUCCAAGCAAGACACAGCCGAGGCUGCCCCGGCACGUGAAGUGGCCGAUGGGGCAGUUCCUGUCACAGUCGACCCUGGAGAGGCUGCUCCUGACCCCCAUGAUGCUGCCCAGGCCGCCUGGGCUCGUGAAGAUGCUGCCCAGGCCGCCCUGACCUGUGAAGACACCGCUGACGCUGCCCCGGCCCGUGAAGAGGCCGAUGAGGCAGCUCCUGACACCCGUGAUGCUGCCGUGGCAGCCCCUGCCCCUGAGGAGACCACCAAGUCCUCUUCUGCCACUGGGGAAGGUGAAAAUGUUCCUACUCGUGCGGGGCUAGGUCAGGCAGGACGCUCGGGGGCCCCCGGGGGCCCCACCCCUGCUCAAACGGUCAGUGCUUCUGGGGCGGGCCCAGGAGGUCCUGGCAGUAACCCGGAAGGCCUCGCCCAGGUGGGAGACCAGGAGGCCGAGCAGACCCCCAAGGAGGGGCUCAUCCAGGAGGAGCCAGGAAACCAGGACGGGGCUGAGGAGAUGAGCCGCCCCGAGUCCUCCUCGGGCAAGUAGGCUCAAAAGGCCCAGGGGCCCCCUCUCCUCCCAGGCAGCAGAGCCCUGGAGG
Messenger RNA from Equus caballus (horse), 2254 nucleotides. The record is from RefSeq and is a predicted model, not a curated record. NCBI's taxonomy places the organism in Eukaryota, Metazoa, Chordata, Mammalia, Perissodactyla, Equidae.